AUGCACUCUCUCUUCUUCCUCCUCCUCCUCCUCCUCCUCCUCCUUCUCCUCCUCCUCCUAUCCCCGCCGUCCAACUCACCGGACUGGCAGGGUGAGUCCGCUCACUCUGGCAGCCUGGAAUGUUCGUUCCCUUUUAGACAAUCCGAGGAGCAACCGACCAGAAUGGAGGACGGCGCUAGUGGCUCGAGGACUGGCGCACUACAAGGUGGACGUCGCUGCACUCAGCGAGACCCGGUUCUCCGAACAAGGCCAUCUAGAGGAGGUGGGUGCCGGCUGCACCUUCUUCUGGAGCGGUCGCCCAAGGCAGAGCGACGCGACGCAGGCGCCGCCUUUGACAUCUGGAACGACAUCGUGGGACGCCUGCCUUGUCUACCGCAGGGCAUCAACGAUCGCCUGAUGAGUCUCAGUCUGCCUCUUUGGGGAGGCGAAGGUGUCAUCAUUGUCUGCGUCUACCCUCCCCCUAUGACCAGCCCUGACGCUGCAAAGAACAAAUCUAACGAAGGCCUGCAUGCCCUCCUGGCGAAUGUGCUGAAGACGUAUGAGUUGCUUGUCCUUAGUGACUUCAACGACGUCGUCGUCACAGACAAUGCCGCCUGGAAAGGAGUGCUGGGUCCCCAUGGUCUCGACGGCCCCAAUGACAAUGGACUACUCUUCUAACGAACCUGCACAGAACACCCUCUCACUCUGACCAACACCUUCCGCCUUCCGCCACGAGAGGAGGCCACCUGGAGGCAUCCUCGGUCGCGUCAGUCGCACCUGCUGGACUAUGUCCUCGCCCGGAGGCGAGAUCAGCGGGACGUACUAGUGACAUUGGCAACUGCGGGCGCUGACGAGUGGACCGACCAUCGCCUCGUCAUCUACAAGAUGCGGAUUAGCCUACAGCCUCGCAGGAGACCUCGAGUUAAGCGACCUCCAGGUAAGUUGAAUAUUGACUUGUUGUCGUUGCCUGCUCACCAUCUCCACUUCUGCUCAGCGGCUAGCCAACUUUCCAGUCGCCGCCGCUGCCGCGGCCGCCGAUGAGAACGCCUCCAAAGAGAACCGCUGGAGGCGGAGCGACACGAUCCAGUCAACCACCCUGGCUGUCCUCGGUCGCGCACGUCACCAAUAUCAGGACUGGUUCGACGACAAUGACAUCGCCAUCAGCAACCUGUUCGCUGAAAAGAUCCGCUUGCGCUCGCCUGCAACAGCGGUUGCGAGAGCUGCAGGACGCCUGGACGACUCGCAAAGCCGAGGCGAUCCAAGGAUACGCGGACCGCAAAGAAUGAAUGAACUUCUUCGCCGCGACCAAGGCUGUUUACGGCCCCACAGGCAAAUGCACCGCUCCUCUCACCAGCGUCGAGUGAAGUAUCAUAGUCACCAAGACAACGCAAAUUCUGCAGUGAUGGGUCGAACACUUCAGAGGCUCCUCAACCGUCCAUCUUCCAUCUCCGACGCCGCCAUCGCCCAUCUUCCUCAAGUGAAGACCAACGCCGACCUCGAACCCGCGCCCUCUUUCUCCAGGAAACCAUCAGGACUGCGCAACAGCUUCCCAGCAGGAAAGCACCCAGAUCGGACUCGAUCCCUGUUGAGAUCAUCAACCACGGUGGCCCCCAAUUUAUGGGACAUCUGA
Spirometra erinaceieuropaei is the source of this 1609-nucleotide messenger RNA. The record is from the annotation of a GenBank genome assembly. Lineage: Eukaryota; Metazoa; Platyhelminthes; Cestoda; Diphyllobothriidea; Diphyllobothriidae.